AUGGUGAUUAAGGUUAUGGAUACAUCUCGCUUGAUGACACACACCCAAUCAAUCGAAGAGCAAAAGGCAAGGAUCAGUGAUGUUGACUUUCUCAUUCUAGAUCCGGUGGACAUGAUCGUCAUCGAUUCCAACAAAAGUUUUUUUUUCAAGGUUCUUCCAAUGCUAUAUCCCAUAAGUUCAACAAGAAUAGGGUGUCAAACCCCUACGCCUCAAGAAAGUGGCGGUAAUGGAUCUUCUACUCUUGCUUUACAAAGGUGUGGCAAGAGUCACUCGGGGAAGUAUUUAGCCGAUAUAGAUGAUUGCUUUAGUUAUGGAAAUAGUGGUCACACGAUGAGAGAUUGUCCGGCGUUUGCUACUAAGGAAAGGGAUAGUAGGAAAGCUCAGCCUAAUGGUUCCGAUUUGGGUGCUCCUCGUCAGAAUAUGUUCUAUGCUUUUCACACUCGACAGGAUCAUGAAGGUUCUCUGGAUGUUGUGACUGAUAUGUUGGAAGUCUUUCAUUUUGAUGUGUAUGCUUUGCUUGAUCUGGGUGUUACAUUGUCAUUUGUUACUCCUUAUGUGGCCAUGAGAUUUGAUAUUGGUCUUGAAAUUCUUUCUAAUUCCUUUUCUAUCUAUAUUCUGUAG
This is a messenger RNA of Solanum stenotomum, 621 nucleotides long. RefSeq lists its product as uncharacterized. The coding region runs from base 1 to 621 and encodes 206 amino acids. The transcript has a single exon. Lineage: Eukaryota; Viridiplantae; Streptophyta; Magnoliopsida; Solanales; Solanaceae. The record is from RefSeq and is a predicted model, not a curated record.